CGUCUUCUCACCACCAGGCACCUUGUGUGAGGUCUGAAAAAGUGACGUUACUCACCGGUGUCUCUCUGAGUAAUAGGGCAAAGAAGGAGUAGUAUGUACUGCUGAAGAUGAACUUGUACAGAAACUUUGGGAGUCUAAUGGAAACCUGGGCGACAAACGCACAUGUGAAAUCCAACUGUGAGGACAUGGUUGGUUUGGGGAACGAACAGGUUCCUUUGGGUGGGAAAGUGGAGAGGAGGAAAGAUUGGAUGCCAAAGGAGCUUGUGGGGACAAUCCUGAGGUCAGAGUCAGAGGACAGCGGUGUGGAAAUGGCCAGCAUUGAAACGGAGAAUGCGCCGUCCACCCCUCACGGCUCGGUCAGCAGCUUUUUAUCCAUCAAAGAAGAGGAAAUGUGCACCACCGAGGAGAUGGGAAAAGUCGAGUGCCGCCCCUCGUCCCCACCCUCAUCUUACGACCUUUCCUCUCGCUCAUCCUCGUCUUCUUCACUGAACACAGUGGCCCAGGAGAAGUCUAAACCUUUAUCGAUGGGCUUGAAAGUGGAGCAGGCGCUUUGGCGUGCAGACCGAAGCAAUCAGCGGGUCCGUAAGAAGUCCACCAUCUCUCAGUCCACCCUGGCUCCCUCCCAUUACCGAGAAGACUCCGAUCCUCUGGACCCCUGUCACAUGGCCCCCUUGCUUCUGUGCCAUUCAUUGACCUCGGAAUCCAGAAUAGGUCAGAGGUCAGGAAGUCUUGGGGCAAGGAGAACAGCCCACCCACCUGCUUCAAUCCACAGACGUGGCAACUCGCUGAAGCAUCUAAAUCUCUGCCCGAGUGCAAAUCAGGUCUACCCACAGUUACAUUGUGAGGAAGAGGUCAGGGAUGCGUUCCCCACAGAUGGAAUCUCUCCAGGGCUUGGGUAUCUGGAACAAGUCUGCAGGUUGCUAGAAGAGAUUGCAAGGCUACAGACAAGUAACAAGGAAUUAAGGAGAGAGAAUGAGAGAGUCCACAGUCAGCUGAGAGUACAGAGUUGUCAGGUAAAACAGGAUAUGGGGUUUACCCAGCAUACUUCCUGUAAUAUGGGGGACGAUCUCAAAGCCAAUCAAACACCAGACAUUGAGAGACAUACGGACCCCUCAAGCCAAUCAACUCAUGAAGAUGAGUUUCUGCACCCUUGCCUGCGACGAAGGUCUAUGUCUGACACUAAAGCCUUCAUUAGACAUGUGGGAGGAUCAGAGAUGCAGUCACAGUGGAAUGUCAGCACUGGAGAUUUGCUGGAUCAGUUUGAUAGGAGCACGUAUUGUCAGCCAGGACAGAAGCAGCAGCACAGGAUGAAUACCCUGGAUGUCAAGCUGAAGACAGGCUCUUUGAAGAGCAACACAGUUCUAGAGAAACCUUCCAGACCAAAGAGGCCAUUCAGAUUGCUCUUCAAGAAAAGGACCAAGAACGUGUCUGUGUGCUGAACUGGAUUAUUCUGUAGAACUCCACAUCUGAAAGGGAGUAGAAAUUGCUGGAAGAUGACACGCCACCUGUACUGUAUGAGUAUCUGACACAAUAGUUUGGACCAGAAUGUCAGUCUCCAGUCUAAGAAGUUGAUACUUUCAUCACAUGACAGACCUUCAGAACUGAAGACCCUUUUUUUAAAAAAAAGAUUACUUGAGUAAACGUGACUCUCUCAUGAUGCUAGACUUGUGAUCAGCCCCUGCCUGUUCUGCAUGUAUCGUCUAUGUACUGAGGAGAGGUUUAAUGGCUAACCAUGGGAUUGUGAAAUGGGCUGUGUAGAUUUCUGCCUUUACAGCACAUAUGUACGAGAUAGUGAUUACUGGAAUGACUGGUUUUCAAAGAAAUACUUCAAAUACUCUGUAUAGCUUCCAACAUAUCCUCUGUUACAUCCAUCAGUGCUUGUAGUCUGCCUACAUAGAAUAAUGCUUUAUGUGCCAUAUACCGUAAGUCUCUGCAGUGGUUAAAGAUGAAGUAUUCAUGACGAUUCAUCUCAGAUCUAUUCUGUUAUAUUUUUCCUACUAAAUAGAAUGAAAUUUCAGGAAAAUCUGGACCGA
Megalops cyprinoides (Indo-Pacific tarpon) is the source of this 2033-nucleotide messenger RNA. RefSeq lists its product as uncharacterized. Bases 108 to 1439 code for a protein of 443 amino acids. Lineage: Eukaryota; Metazoa; Chordata; Actinopteri; Elopiformes; Megalopidae. The transcript has 6 exons. The record is from RefSeq and is a predicted model, not a curated record.